UUUCCGCCGGCUGAUGGCGCCCUAACCGUAAAAAAGCACUUGUUUUCCAACUGCGGCUGUCAAAAAAGUGCAAACAAAAGAAAUAGGGUGUCUUGGAUGUCUUUGGUUUGUUUUCUGGCAAGAAACGGCGUGAGAAGGACACAAAAAUCAGCCCCAAAGUGAUGAUCAGAGAGUGAAGAAGACAUGAAGUCUAACCUGGACGUUUUCCUGCUCAACCACCGGAUCUUCCUCGUGAAGCACUUCUACCAGUUCAACGGGGAUUGUGUGUGCGUGAAGACCAAGUAUGAGAGCAUCUACAAGAGCGAAUCGCCGAUCUUCUCCAGCGACGUCCUCAUGGAGAUUGUCAGUCUGUUCGAGGCGACGGGCAGUGUGUUCAAGCCGCCGGACGUGCAGGAGGACAUCGAGCAGAUCUAUGUGAAGGUGGAGACUGUCGAGGAAGGGAUUGAGAGUGACGAGGAGAAUGUCCUGAAGUCUCCGACGCCUGAGGAAUCCACACAAAUCAAUCCCUUCUGCAACAGUGGCAGCGACAUUUGCAACUCCUCGGAGAAGAACUCCUCCGACGCCGAUACACUCAGCAAUGAGGAGUUUCCCCUGAUUCCCGGCUGCAGAACGGGCGUUCCGGGUGAGAAUCCCGUGUGGUGGGACAAUCCUGAAGACACCCUCGUGACGGAGGACUUGCAGUGGAAGGAGGAGAGUGAUAAAUGUCAGUUUGUGUGCAAUAUUGACCAGUGCCGGAGAGCCUUCAGAUCCCUGGCGCGUCUGGCUGUGCACAGAAUCUCUCAUGAGCAGCGCGAAGAGGUGCGAAAGUGCCGAAAGUGUGAUAAGAUCUUCCUGGAGAAGUAUGCUCUCAAGCGCCACUUCAGACGGAAGCACAGAGAAGUGAAGUUCCACUGUCAGAAGUGCUGGUGCGCCUUCAGGGAUGAGAAGAACUACAGGAAUCACUUGGAGGAGCACGAACUGGAGCCAGGAGUGUUCGAGGAGGCGCCCGAGUCGCCAGAAUUGCCAACAGCUCCCAUUGUCACCAAGGAGAAGAAGCCGGAAAAGCCUCCGAAAGUGCAGCACGACGUCACAGAUCUUGCGGUGGUGCGAAAGAAGCGCAUCGAGCGCUUCCGGACGUGCGAAGUGUGCGGCAAAAUAUGCUCCACGGCGCGAUACAAGAAGCACACGAUGACGCACAGCGGCGAGCGGCCGAUCAAGUGCAACAUCUGCGGCAAGGGCUUCAUCUACAGCUGCGGCUACCAGAAGCACCUGCUCUCGCAUCAGGGCAUCAAGACGGGCGUGAAGCGCGCCAUGUGCGAAAUCUGCGGCAAGAAGCUCACCGGCGAGAAGGUGCUGGAGGCGCACAUCAGGAAGAUCCACGAGCGCCCCGAGCAGGAGUUCAAGUGCAAAGUGUCCGGCUGCGGCCGAUCGUAUCCCAACGAGAAGUUCCUGCGUCGCCACAUGGACAGGCACAGUGGCAAGCUGUUCAAGUGCUCGUUUUGCAAUGUGGAGUACAAGGACAAGUCGCAGCUGAAGAUCCACAUGGACAAGGUGCACCUGAAGACUGAGCCGCCGCAGAAGUGCGACGUGUGCGGCAAGGGCUCGUGGAACAUCAAGGAUCACAGGACACACAUGAGGAAGAUACACAAGAUUGAGGUGCCGUACAUUCGCAAGAAGCCGCAGGACAGUAUUAACUGAUUUUCUUUUGUAAUGUGGAAUUAAUAAGAAAAUGUGGAACAUAA
Messenger RNA from Phlebotomus argentipes, 1721 nucleotides. RefSeq names its product zinc finger protein 91-like. Gene Ontology annotation, cellular component: nucleus. The record is from RefSeq and is a predicted model, not a curated record. Lineage: Eukaryota; Metazoa; Arthropoda; Insecta; Diptera; Psychodidae. The transcript is spliced from 3 exons. The coding region runs from base 184 to 1677 and encodes 497 amino acids. Gene Ontology annotation, molecular function: RNA polymerase II transcription regulatory region sequence-specific DNA binding; DNA-binding transcription factor activity, RNA polymerase II-specific. Gene Ontology annotation, biological process: regulation of transcription by RNA polymerase II.